AUCCUUACCUCCUCUCGCAGGCUCCAAUCAAAACACAGCACUCUCCGGCGGGAUGCACCCCACAGUCCAUUUCAAGUCGCUGGCUAGACAGAGAGAGGACGCGGAGUAGCCUAACUGCUAUUAUUUUUCGUGCUGACAUUGUUUAACCGAAAAACUGAAAAGGAGUGCAUUCACUGUGUAUCGUAUGGCGAAAAGAAACGAGAUCGCAUUUAAAGGACAUUUUCUCUCAACAACAGGAUUUUCAUUUUAACCAACCCCCGGACUUUCGCUGUGAGCUGCAUCACCUUUUGGAAUAGCCCACUGGUUGUGCCACCAGCGAAUUCUUGCGCUUUAUCAAACUCGCACAUGAGAGAUAACACUAGGCACAACGAAGAGAUCAUAUUUAUCUGAGCAGAAAUUGGAAAGAACUGCACUAGUACUGCCAGUUAAGUCCUCCAGGUGCGUCUCAGGACAGACUCGAUGCUGCGCACGGUAGCCACCGGACUGUUCUAACGGGACCUGGCGUCUCCAAAACUGUCAAACUUGUCCUCAUAACAGCAGUCAACAUGAUUCUUCUUGGAUUGCUACUGAAUGUUAUCAUUUUCGGUACAGUGCAGACAGCGCCCCCUAUAGAUUGCCUGGAGGCGGAGCAGGCGUGUGUGUCGGAUGCAGGGUGUGUGGAGGUGUACCGCGUGCUGGAGUACUGCUCAGCCGAGGAGGCGGUGGCUCCCCUGGGACCCGAGGCCCGCCGGGAGUGCCUGGAGGCCCAGAGCACCCUGCUGUACUACCGCCCCCUGCAGGAAUGCAAGUGCCACCGCGGCUCGCGCCGCGAGGAGCUGUGCCUCCGCGUCUACUGGACCGUCCGCUUCGCCGCUUAUGAGGAGUACGACGUGUCCCCGUAUGCAGACCUGGAGCUGGCGGUGGUGAGGAACAUCGAGCUGUCACGCAUGGCAUCCAUGAUGGCAGUCUCCUCCCUCCCCCUGGACGGGCAGAACCAGUGUCUGAAGGCGGCGCAGGACUGCGGCCUGUAUGAGAAGUGCGGCUCACUGCGCUCGGAGUACGUGGUGGCGUGCACCAAGGCGUCGCCGGGCUCCAACGGCUACUGCAACCGGCAGAAGUGCCACCGGGCGCUGCGGCGCUUCCUGGAGCGCGUGCCAGAGGAGUACGUCUUCUCGCUGCUCUUCUGCUCCUGCACCGACGAGCUGUGUGCCGAGCGCCGGCGCAAGACCAUCGUGCCAUCCUGCUCCUACGAGGAGCGCGACGGCAAACCCAACUGCCUCAGCCUGCAGGGCUACUGCAUGAGGGACGAGCUGUGCAGAUCCAGGUUGGCAGAUUUUCAGCACAACUGUCAGUCGUCCGCACACUCCCCGACGGGCUGCAUGAGAGAGACUGGCACCGUCUGCCUGAAGGCCUACGCUGGACUCAUAGGUACCAUCAUGACUCCUAACUACAUCAGUAACAGCAGUAAGGAGGUGGCCCAGUGGUGCAGUUGUGAGGGAAGCGGCAACCAGUGGAGCGACUGCCAGAGAGUCCUGCACAUGUUCAACAGCAACAGCUGCCUCAAGAAUGCAAUCAACUCAUUGGGCAGCAUCCCAGCCCCCACGCCGAAGACCACGCCCGCUCCCACCUUCCUCACUUAUCCACACAUGCAACAGGACCAUGGCAACGGCGUCACCACUAGCAAUGGCCUCACCACUAGCAAUGGCCUCACCAACACCAAGGUCGUCGCCCAUGGAAACGGCCUCCUGAACCACAGUGCCAACAGUCUGCCAAGCUUGAAAAGAGAGGAGGAGGAGGCAGAUGAGGAGGAGGAAGAGGAUGAGGACAGUGAGGAGUUUAACGUGAUCCCUCCCUUCGCUAAGAAGAAGGAGUCCAGCACAGGGGCGGAGGCCUGGGGGGUCCACCGGGGCAGCCCUUCCUCUUCCUUACCCCUCCGUCCCACAACGCUGCUACUGCUGCUGGCCAGCGGUGCCCUGGGGCUGGGGUACCUGGGUUAGAUAGAGGACCCUCUAGACACACACACACACACACACACAUGCACAUACACACAUACACACACACACACACGCAUACAUACA
Messenger RNA from Clupea harengus (Atlantic herring), 2057 nucleotides. Its product is annotated as GDNF family receptor alpha-4-like. The record is from RefSeq and is a predicted model, not a curated record. Gene Ontology annotation, molecular function: signaling receptor activity. NCBI's taxonomy places the organism in Eukaryota, Metazoa, Chordata, Actinopteri, Clupeiformes, Clupeidae. Gene Ontology annotation, cellular component: external side of plasma membrane; signaling receptor complex. Gene Ontology annotation, biological process: nervous system development.